This is a messenger RNA of Oldenlandia corymbosa var. corymbosa, 2401 nucleotides long. NCBI's taxonomy places the organism in Eukaryota, Viridiplantae, Streptophyta, Magnoliopsida, Gentianales, Rubiaceae. The record is from the annotation of a GenBank genome assembly.
ACGGCUUUCAUUGCCAGCAUGUCCCAUAAUCCAGUAAAGUACUAGUCUAUUAGAUAAUUACUUUAUCAAAGCUGGGAGUUGGGACAACUUAAUUUGACAAAAGCGAAAAAGGAAAAAAAGGAUUCUGAAAUUUGAACCUGAAGCGAACAAAAUCAGGCUCCACCAUUGUCAGCUGAGAUUUUAGCUUACUACAAUGAUAAUGCACAAUAGUGGGAAAUUUGAGAACCGAGAUGGAGGAGUUAUUUCAUAAUAGCCACCCGGAGCAUCCUCUGAAACCAAUUACUAAACUCCAUCAUGAUGAAUCCGCAGGGACAUCCAAAUCAUGCAAUGGCUGUCGAAAACCGUUACGCACAAAAGCAGGGGAGCCCUAUUUCAGUUGUGAGGAAUGCCAAUUCUUCCUUCACAAACGAUGUGCAGAGAUGCCGAGUGAGAUCCAGAAACAUCCCCUGCAUCCUAAGCAUAAACUCGCACUUUUCGCGUCGCCACCUUCUUCAUACAGCAAAUGUGACGCAUGUCGCGGGGCCUGUGAGAGUUUCGUCUACCAUUGUUCCAUUUGUUGGUUUGAUCUGCAUAUCUGGUGCGCUUUUCCAGAGACCAAAUUGGAUCAUCCCAGUCACGAGCACCCGUUGGUAUGUCUGCAAAAACCUUCCAUCUUCACUUGUGAUGCUUGUGGGGGAAGAGAUGAACAACAAUCAUAUGUUUGUGCCCAAUGUCACCUAUGGAUUCACAUGAGCUGUGCAUUGUUACCGAGUAUCAAUUAUCGAAAUGACCACAAUCACCCGUUUUCUCUGGCUUACUCUGUGCCGACAGAGUUUCUCAGGCAUGAGAUUCCAUGUGAGUUUUGCUUCAAGGAAAUACCAUUUUAUAGUUGGGUAUACUACUGUAGCCCUUGUAGGUAUAUCUUUCAUCUGGGCUGCUUUGGAAAUUACAGAAAUUCAAGGACUCCAAGAAUUGUGACUCCGGGUACGCUGAAAUUGCCUACAAGCAACUUUGUGGAGGUAAUAAAAGAGUGGUUGCAGGUACGUCGAAAGGAAAUUCUACAAGAUCCCAAAGUUGUGAAUCCUAGUCGUUGUGAGCAUUCCCUUGUUUCUGUGAACCUGGAAAAUGUUUCAAACUCAAACGACAAAGAAAUCGUCUGCAAAGUAUGCACAGAACCAAUCGUUUCUUUCUGCGGUAAAUGUGAACAAUGCAACUACUUUUUCCACUUCACCUGUGCUCAACUGCCCAAAGAGAUUGACCCGUCACACCACGAGCGUGGGAUGCAUAAACUUCAGUUGUGUUUUCUUAAAAAUGUCUGGGGAAAGAUCAUUUGUGAUGGUUGCGGAUUGGAUUGUAAUGGCUAUUUCUACAAGUGCAGCACUUGUUUUCGGGGAUACCAUUUGGAUGUCAAGUGUGCUUUGUUGCCCUAUAGCCUAAUGCAUAUGGCACACCGACAUAAUCUUCCACUCCACCAAAAUUAUGGAAACACUAGCUCCAAAUGUCGGUCUUGUGGUGUCCGCCCUUCGUGGCUGUUCUUCAGCUGUGGGGAUUGCGAGUUCUUUCUGGAUUAUGAAUGUGUCACGUUGCCAGAGACUGUCAAGCAUAGGUGGGAUAAGCAUCCGCUUCAACUCAGCUUUCCUCCUUUCAGUGAUCGUCCUGAAGAAUUCUAUUGCGAGAUCUGCGAAGAAGAAAUUCAUCCUAAACGAUGGCAUUACCAUUGUAAAGAAUGUGAUCGAUCUUUUCAUCCUAACUGUAUCCCCAAAAUCCGGUAUCGGAAUUGCAUUUUUGGUGCCACUCUUGAAUAUGGCAAACAUCCGCAUGCUCUCAGAUUUGUCCGCGAAGGUUAUUACUAUUCCAAGUGUGAUUCUUGUCGGAAACUCAUGCACGGCAAAAGGGUGUUUGAAUGCGCAAGUUGCCGAUUCUGCAUAUGCCUCAGUUGUGUAUCAGAAGUUGCAAAAUCAGGAAAGGUUAUCGGCCCAGAUCAGAUAUCUGAAUGAUAUACUAGGUAUUGUUUGCAUUCUGAAGGUAUCUGCCCAAGUUCAGUUGCAUAUUUAUUCAUUGUAUUCGGGCCAUUGGCGGUACGAAUCGUAGCCAAAAAUUUAGCAUUCAGUUGUUGCAUUAAUUGUAUAUUAAUAUUAAAUAAACUUUUUUUUUUCCUUCAAUUGUUCUAACAAACCGAAUAAUAUGACAGUUGAUAUGGUAAUGACAAAUAGAAAACAACUUGUAUUUUACUCCAUUUGAUUUUAAUUAUCAUUUCCCUAAUUCUGAGUGUUUUAUCUCUGUGUUUGGCCACUUGUGGUUCUGUCAUCCCAGUUUGAAGGAAAACUUCCUCAGCUAUCGAAAGCAGUUAUUUAUACAGCUAUAUUUUCUCUUAGAAGAUAAUGUAUCUGCGCUUUUUUCCUUCUUUAGAUUGUCACCAAAC